Messenger RNA from Neohortaea acidophila, 1155 nucleotides. RefSeq lists its product as uncharacterized. The transcript has 3 exons. The coding region runs from base 163 to 696 and encodes 177 amino acids. The record is from RefSeq and is a predicted model, not a curated record. NCBI's taxonomy places the organism in Eukaryota, Fungi, Ascomycota, Dothideomycetes, Mycosphaerellales, Teratosphaeriaceae.
GAAUGUCAAAGGUAAGCGGUAGCACACUGCUGGCCCUUGCGAUGCAAAUUAAAUUUCGUUCUGCCCACCUAUUUAUUCCAGCUCCUCCCUUUCCUACAACUUCCACCUUCGUCUCCAGCACCAACUCUUUCUACAUCAACCUGCCACCCUCUUCCAGACAUCAUGGUCUUCCUCAUGCUUGCGCCCGUGCUCUGCGCAUUCGUCGGCAUAGGCGCGCUCAGUUGGGUAGCUUCUUUAGCAGCGCGAGAUGUCAACGGAAUCCAGCGCAGUGCUACGCUUCCGGCCAUGUUGCACUUUCCCGUGGAAAGUCUCUCCGCGUACGACAUGUCAGUGGUGGAUGGCAUGAGUGUCCGCCUUGAUCCCGAACGCAGCGCGCCUCUUGGCUACCAUGGCGCCAUCUUUGAGAAUGAGGCGAAGAACUUCAGUCGCGAUGGGUUAGUUACAGGCGUAGGGGAGCAACGCAAGCCGGGCGUUCACCACGGCAAGCUCUUCGUGCCGCUCAGCGAAGGUGGAGAUAAUGUGGAAGGCAAGUGGUUCGCAGUCGACUCAGCCGUUGCCGAGAACACUACCAUCGACGCUUUCGACAAUCUCAAGAAUGCGGUGACAGGUGUAGCCGGAGAGAUUGCAGGUCCCCAGGAAGCACUUCACCUGGUCGCCGCCCUGAUUGCUGUGGCUGAAGAUAUGAAGUGGGAGUAAGGAGAGUUCUGCAUUGACAUGCUCGAGUGAUGCAAGGGAGAAGAUGAAAUCUGAAGGUGAUUGUUGGAGGUGCAAGCGUUGAUGAUUUGAGAAUGGGAUUCAAGUCUUCGUUCGUCGGCGACCAAAGGGCGAAAAAGAUUGAAAGCUUGGGGGUUGGAAUGGUGUCGAUGGUUCUUGGUCGCUUGGUAGCUCUACCUUGUCCGAUUUGGUUGAUCAAAUCUGAACACAUGUAGGUGUCACGUUCGAGCUCUGUCUUCGCGGCAGAUACAUCCCUGCCCGGACAACAGGCGCCGUCCUUGCCGCGUGCGGUUCACGUGGUCAUCUGCAAAUGUCGCGAUGUGGAAAGUCUACGUGUGCCGUGUGCCGAACGAUUCAGCCCACGACCGCCUUUAGCCUCGGCCGGCUCGCCAGGCCUCGCGAUCUAGUCGAGUAGAAGUACUAACGACUCCCGCGCUAUUU